Messenger RNA from Paramecium sonneborni, 902 nucleotides. The record is from the annotation of a GenBank genome assembly. NCBI's taxonomy places the organism in Eukaryota, Ciliophora, Oligohymenophorea, Peniculida, Parameciidae.
AUGUCUAAAUAAACUAAAUAAGAUAAACAAGAAAAAGAAAAAGAUGAGAAAGAUAAAAGAAUAGCAGUUGCAAUAAAUUUCAUUAACACACCAAAUUUGUAAAAUGUGCCUAGAUCAGAUAUAGAAAAAUUUCUUAAGAAAAAAGGUAAAAUCCAUUUUGUAAAUUAGGUUUGGGAGAUGCUGAAAUAACUGAGGCAUUUGAAAAAGCUAAACAAUAGAAGGAAGAACUUAAGGCUAAAGAAGAUGAGAAAGAAAAAGAAUUAGUUGUUAAAUUACAACAGCUUGGAGGAAUUCCAUAAUAGAAUACAACAUUAGAAAAAUUUAUUAGUCCCUAAGAAUUAAAAGAAAUAGUUGAAAAAGCAAAAAUUUCUAAUUUGAUAUCAAUCAGAAAUAGAGGAGUCAAUACAAUUUAUGAAUAGAUUCUUGGUUUAAAUAAUUUACAAAUUCUGAUCAUUUCUAAUAAUAAAAUCUAAAUUAUUCCUUAAAGCAUUAAAAAUUUAACUAAUUUAAAAGUAUUUCAUGCAUCGUGUUGUAAUUUAUAAGAUCAUAAUAUUGAAAAUGAAUUUUUUGAACUUAAAUAAUUAUAAGAGUUAAAUAUGGCUAAGAAUUAAUUAUCAAAUAUUGAUAGAUUUACAAAUUUAUCAGAACUUAUAUUGUUAGAUUUAUCAAACAAUGAAAUUUUCAAAAUUCCAGAUGAUAUUGAUAAGUUAAAUAAAUUAAAAUUAUUAAGUUUAAGAGAUAAUCAUUUAACUUAUCUUCCUAUUCAAUUAAAAAAGUUAAAUAAUUUGAAAAAAUUAUAUUUAGAUUAAAAUGCUCUUGAAGAUCCAAAUUAAACAUUAAAAUAAAAUAAUCCUGAGUUAAUAUUCUAAUAAGGAAUAUUUGAAGAACAAAAUUAAUAAUGA